This is a messenger RNA of Thyridium curvatum, 1890 nucleotides long. RefSeq lists its product as uncharacterized. Gene Ontology annotation, cellular component: MUB1-RAD6-UBR2 ubiquitin ligase complex. The coding region runs from base 1 to 1890 and encodes 629 amino acids. The record is from RefSeq and is a predicted model, not a curated record. Gene Ontology annotation, biological process: establishment or maintenance of cell polarity; ubiquitin-dependent protein catabolic process. Lineage: Eukaryota; Fungi; Ascomycota; Sordariomycetes; Thyridiales; Thyridiaceae. The transcript has a single exon.
AUGAGGGAAGUCAACUUCAGCAUCCCCAACGUCAAUAAGGCGUCCGUGGGCAUCACCACUGCCUUGUAUGACCGACGUGCCCUCGAUUGCACCUCGACAUUGCCUCUGAUCAACUCGCUCAAUCAUCUUGCUUAUCUGACAACAUCCUCUGCCCGCAUUCGCGACAUCCUCACCGUCGAUGGAGGCAUCGAGAGGCUUGUCUGCAUCCUCAAGCAGGGCAGGAGCAAGGACAUGAUGGACAUGUGGAAGUGGAACUUGGCCUUCCAGUGCGUCGUCAACAUAGGCGUCCGAGGCACCGAAGGCGUCCGGACGCGGGUGGUCGAGGCCGACAUGGUCCCGGUCAUUGCCACCAUCCUCGACAACUACAUCAAGGUCAUCGAUAAAUGUCGCGAGAAGGCCGAGGAGGCGAAGCAGAAGCAGCUGCAGGAUCACCACAGUCGGCACAGGAGUCAUGAGCACCGGAGCAGCUCAAAGUCGUCCAGCUUCGCCAACCGACCCGGCCGUAUGGAUAUCGACCAGAGGACAUUCCGACGUCAGGCACCACCUCCGUCCAUUGAUGUCUCUGCCACCUUUGCCAACAAUUCCGUAUCUGUAGACCAAGCAAAUGGCUCCGAAGCCACCCCGACCAUUUCGCAGUUGCCCGUCACAUCUCCACCUGAGCGACCGUCUUUUGGUGUGCAUCGACACCACCACCACCACCAUCAUCACUCUCACAGGACGGCCGAGGCGAGAUCCAGCGUAGCGUCGCCUUCUCGUCAAGUUAUUCAGCCUCUUGCGCCUGCCGUCCCUGCUGCAGAGACCGGCGAGCCGUCUUUCCUCCGCCCGGUUCGCGACAUUGACCGGCUAGCGUCAAUGAUGCCCUUCGUUCCCAACAUGUCUUCUCAGCCCGCAUCCCCUACGACACCUCUCCCCCCUCCUCAGUCGCGGUCCCCCACCGUGCGUCCCACAUCGAUGCUUGCCCCUACCGGGCGGUCUCGGAGACGGCCGUCCAUCCGGCACCAGAACUCGACUGCUGCUGAAUCGGAUGAUCUAGCUACGGAGAGCAUCCAGUCAGACGAGUCUCCUGAUGCGGAAAUGUCUGGCACCAACGAAGUGCAAACUGCUGUCAACAUUCAAGACAUGUCCAUGGAGGAGUCGGAGAGCAUCUUGGCUGGCGCCUCUAUGGAUUUGAACACGCCGACCGUGUCCGAGACACAAGACACGGGCACUUUCAACAUCACUCAUCGUGCCCCCAUGGAUGGGAGCAUCGUCAACACGACUGCCCCGACCCCUGUGCCGGCCAUGGGCCUGUCGCCCAACCGACCCACCAUGGUCACUCCACCUCAGCCCACCAUGCCCAAUGCCAGCGUGCCUCGAUAUCUACUAGAUCGGCAGCUGACCCCCAAUCCCCAAAUGCUUGCGGCCAUGCCGCGGGAGGAGGACGUUUUGAUGUCGCUCCAACUCCUGGCAUAUGUCUCCAAGUAUUGCAACCUGAGGUCGUACUUCCAGAAGAGCCACUUGGUGCCGAGACUCAAGAUUGGCAAGGAACUGCAGCUCCUCGACGGCGAUGAGAAUGCCGCCGACACAAUGCUCGACGAUGAGGAGUAUGAGGAAGAGUAUCUCCUACCCAACGACCUGAACAUAUUUCCGCUUGUGGAGAAGUUCACCGUUCGUUACCAUAGUACAGACAUGCAAUACUGGGCUGGGGUUGUUAUGAGGAACCUCUGCCGGAAAGAUGAUACCCGGGGAGGCAUCCGCCAGUGUGCCUACUACCAAUGCGGCAAGUGGGAGGAGUACACCCGCCAGUUCGCCAAGUGUCGCCGUUGCCGAAGGACCAAGUACUGCAGCAAGGAGUGCCAGAAGAGCGCCUGGGCCUUCCACCGCCAUUGGUGUGUGGCUGCAUCGCAAUGA